Molecule: messenger RNA, 2075 nt
Organism: Dinoponera quadriceps
Lineage: Eukaryota; Metazoa; Arthropoda; Insecta; Hymenoptera; Formicidae
Exons: 7
Coding region: 1-2052 (683 amino acids)
Source: RefSeq, a predicted model, not a curated record
AUGUUACACCGAAGCGCUUCGUCGCGGCGCCGGCGAGCGUCGCCAAGCGUGGCAAAUUCGAGCCAGCCGGCAGGGGCGUCUUCGACGAUGAGAGGUAGACGAGCGAGCGUUGCCACCGAGAAGCCUCUCGUCCUGCCAAGCAGUCCCGGCGGAACGAUGGAGAGGCAACGAUCGCCAAGGGGUAGCGUAGUGCCGAAUAUCGCCCUCGAUACCGAAAGCGACUCGCCCGACGAGGGUACAUGUCGCAGGAUCCUGCCGGAUCCGGAGCAGUACGGUCGCAAUUCCCUCGUGCCGGAGGCGAGUCGCAGCCCGCGAAAUUCGCUGAUACCGGACGAUUACUGCAGAAGUCCACGGGGCUCGCUGGUGCCGGAUCUCAGUAGGAGUCCGCGCAACAGUCUGGUACCGGACCUGGUGAGGACGCCGCGGUGCAGCCUGACGCCGGAGGUCUCGCUGAGCCCCCGGCACUCCCUGGUGCCGGACUCGGCGCUUAGCCCGAGGAACUCCCUGGUGCCGGACGUGGCCUACAACCGGAGUCCACGGAACAGCAUGGUAGCUAUCGGCGCCUCCAGGACGUCCCUCAUGCCGGAGAACGGGAACGCGACUCUCGGCGCGAGCCGCAGCCCGAGGCACUCGCUCGUACCGGACUCGACGAGGAGUCCGCGCGGCAGCAUGGCGAAUUUGGACUUCGACCGUAGUCCCCGCGGCUCGAUCUGCCCGGACAUGCACAGGACACCCAGAGGCAGCAUCACGCCCAUGGAGGUCGUGGACAGGAGUCCACGCGGCUCGAUAGCCUCCGAGUGCCUGAACCAGAGCCCCCGCGGCUCGAUCACGGCCGACCCAAACCGAUCGCCCCGGGGCUCGAUAGCCGGGGAUCCCAAUCGCUCCCCCCGCGGGUCGAUAUGCCCGGAGGGCAACAGGAGUCCGCGAGGUUCGAUCGUGCCGCACGGUGAGACGAAUCGGUCGCCGCGCGGCAGCAUAGGCGUGAACGACGCCGAGCGGCACUCGCGGGGCUCCCUCGGAGCCGUCAACGAUGAAGACAGCAGGAGUCCCAGAGGUAGCAUCGGACCGGACGGGAUCGACAGGAGCCCCAGGGGUAGUCUGGGUGGCAUGCAGGACCGAAGGAUGCCGAGGAGCUUGAACCCCAGAAGAGCUUCCGCGGAUCAGGGGAGCACGAGAAACCGAAGUUCCUCGCCUUAUCGUCAAAGAGAAGUGAGCUCGGGAAGUGUCAGAUCAGGCGGAAGCGGUGGCGCCCAGGUCAACCUAGGAUACGGGACGAAUGCCUGGGCCGACUCCAGGCGAGCCAGCAGCUCCGUUUCGCAGCUUUCAGGCGACGAGUCGCGUCGGCUUUGCGCCGGCGGCGCCAAAAUACCCGAAAAGGGCGACGCGGAAGCUGCGAAUCUCGGCGUAGCGACUUACGGUUCGGUCGUGUUCCAACUGAAGGACGCCCAUCUCGAGGCGAACGGCAUCUGCGAUUUUGUCUUUCGCGCACUGAGGGUCAUCAGCAAGACGAUGACGUUCACCAUAUGUCUCUCCUGUCUGUCCACUGUGCCUAUCUUGAUGUUCAUCUUUGGUGUGCAAUUCAUCAAAGAGUGCCCGAUAGAGCCAUACAUUCCCGUGUAUAUGCUGAUCGGUGGAGUUUUAGGCGCCGUGCGUAUGUUCUGGGCGCUCUAUUCGCAGAUACGCUCGCGGAGACCGGAGGUCUUGUCCGUUCCCGCUACCAGACCGCACGUCUCGCCCAUGAAAUUACUCUCCAUAGCUUUAUCGUGCUUCCUGGUCGGAUGGUUCGCGUUAGGACAUUAUUGGAUACUGCACAUAAAGUGGCCGGAAUACGAAUUUUCGUUGUACGCGCCCAACAAGUGGUGUCACAAGACGCUUUAUAUUUUUUCCUUGGUUCACCUGUGCGUAGUGUACGCGGUUUUGUUAGUGAUACUGUUGGUCGCGGUCGGCCUGGCUUUCUGCAGAAUUCUGGAAUGCCCCUUACCAGAAAGAUAUAGAAAGCGACAGUUCCAAUCGAGGCUAGUUUUCCUAAAAAUUUUCAAGAUAGGGGAAUAAUAGUUCGCGACGUCGCGCGAAUU